Molecule: messenger RNA, 750 nt
Organism: Tripterygium wilfordii
Lineage: Eukaryota; Viridiplantae; Streptophyta; Magnoliopsida; Celastrales; Celastraceae
Product: F-box protein CPR1-like
Exons: 1
Coding region: 1-750 (249 amino acids)
Source: RefSeq, a predicted model, not a curated record
AUGUUUCAACCGGAGAAUAUGUCAUGCUACCAUCUCCAUAUCAUGCGUAUGCCCGAUCAUUGCCCCAUAACAGCUUACGGGUUUGGAUAUGAUUCUGUUAGUGAUGAUUAUAAGCUGAUUUUAGUUGACGAAAUAAGCAAGUUUCAUAAUGUCGUUUGUGUUUAUAGUAUGAAAAGAAACGAAUGGGUUCGGAGUUGGAUGUUCUCCAAUCUCAUUCCCAAUUUAAGUGGAGUCGUUGUGAAAGGAUUUGUCAAUUGGGUGUAUCGGAAAGAAGGGAAAAUUGUUGCUUUUGAUCUUGAUACUGAAGAAUUUCGUUUAGUGCCUUUACCCAACCGGAGGAGGCAUGAAUAUGAGAGUGCUUCAGAUGUGACUGUAGACGUAUUGAGAGGAUGCCUCUUGAUGAUUAUUCCAAGUGAAAGAGAGAUUGAGAUGUGGGUGAUGAAAGAUUACAUGGUCAAAGAGUCAUGGACUAAACUUUAUACGAUCUCACGCAGAAGGAGUUUUAUUUGUCCAAUAAAUAGCAAUGAAUUUCUCAUACGAAGUCCCAUCGGCUAUGACUACAUCGGCUUGUAUAGGUACAACCCAGUGACGAGAGAGGAAAUAGAUGUCCACAGCAAUGCGGUUAAUGGACAGACAUAUGAUACUCUAACAGUGGUUUUUGUGGAAAGUCUUGUUCAAAUCAGAAAGUUAAUGGGAGCAGGAGGUAGGCCUAGAGUAAGGCAAGGAAAACCAAUUGGUUAUAUCAAGUGA